GCGGCGCUCAGGACAGCGGGGCCGGGCUGCUCUAAACCGAGCGGCUGUCACCUGCAGGGUCCAGCUCCGGGUAGUGACGCCCGGUGAGGGCGGUGUGUCUUUGUGUAUGCCGCCUUUCCUCCUUCGCUCAUGUAAUGCACUCCCUGAACCAAGAAAUCCAAGCAUUCUCCCGGAAUAACCUCAGGAAGCAGUGCACCAGGGUGACCACGCUAACUGGAAAGAAACUUAGAGAGACCUGGAAAGAUGCCACAGUUGAAGUUGUGGAAGAAGAGCCCGGCGGUGGGGGUGGUUGUGGCUACGUGCAGGACCUUAGCUUGGACCUGCAAGUUGGCGUUAUUAAGCCCUGGCUGCUUCUGGGGUCACAGGAUGCCGCUCAUGAUUUGGAGCUACUGAGGAAAUACAAGGUGACCCAUAUUCUCAAUGUUGCUUAUGGAGUAGAAAAUGCCUUCCUUACUGAGUUUACAUAUAAGACCAUUUCUAUACUGGAUGUGCCUGAAACCAAUAUCCUGUCCUAUUUUCCAGAAUGUUUUCAGUUUAUUGAGCAAGCAAAACUGAAGGAUGGCGUGGUCCUCGUUCACUGUAACGCAGGGGUUUCCAGGGCUGCUGCCAUUGUCAUCGGCUUCCUGAUGACUUUUGAAGAGAUGGAGUUCACCAGAGCUUUGUCGUUGGUGAAAAGUGCAAGGCCGUGCACAUGUCCGAAUCCUGGCUUUGUAGAACAGCUUCGCGCCUACCGAGUGGGCAGAGGAAACAGUGGAGAUGACUAGCUACCCGCAGCGGACAGGGACCGUGGUCCAUGAUCUGUGCUCUAGCAGAGACAGACCAACAGCUUCUCCAUUGGCCUCUGUUUUGGAGAGAAAACGUGUAAAACUUCUCUUUCCUGUUGUCUUUUGCCAGUGGAAAUGGGGGUUAUUUGCAUUGCCCUGAAUAUUAAUACAUUUUUAAGUUUUACCAUCACUUUGUUAUUGCAAUAUCUGGUUAAGUAUUUCUUUGAAUUACAAAGAGAAGAUAAUGUAUUAUCAAAUCACUAAAUCACAUAUGUGUAGGAGAAAUUUUAAACCUUAAAUUUUUUGUUAGAGAUAGAAAAGCAGUCAAUGAAGCCUUUUAAUUAAUUUUUUUUCUCAUACAAAAUUUCAUGAACAAAACCUUUUGAAGUGGUAGACUUACUAAGUGAAGACUUACCAUUUCAAAAAAGGUAAAAUUUUUGUAAAGAAUUUUUUCUAAGUUAAAAAAUAAUAUCUUGGGGCUGGAGAGAUGGCUCAGAGGUUAAGAGCAUUGCCUGCUCUUUUAAAGGUCCUGAGUUCAAUUCCCAGCAACCACAUGGUGGCUCACAACCAUCCGUAAUGAGGUCUGGUGCCCUCUUCUGGCUUCCAGGCAUACGUGCAGACAGAAUAUUGUAUACAUAAUAAAUAAAUAUUUAAAAAAAAUAAUAUCUUCAGCUUCUCCCAAAGAGUACCAGAAUCAAAGGCUUAUAUAAAAGCUAUCUAAUGCUUAUAAAUACAUGUAACUUAAAUCCUCUUAUGAAAAACAAGUUUCUGGUGAUAUUUGAUAACAAAUAAAGCUUCCCUGAGGAUCAGAGUGCGGAACUAGCCACACUAACUAGCCAUAGAGGCUGGGCAGUGGUGGUGCACACCUUUAAUCCCAGCACUCUGGGAAGCAGACAGACAGAUCUCUGUGAGUUCAAGGCCUCUCUAGGCUACUCAAGAUCAAAUCAGUCUAAAAGAAAAACAGAGCUCACAUCUUUGAUCCCAGCACUGGGGAUCCCACUCAUUUAAUCUCAGCACUAGGGAGGUGGAGACAGGAGUGAUGGCUGGGCAGAGAGGAAUAUAAGGUGGGAGGAGACAGGCGCUCAGAGCAUCCAGUCUGGGGAUCUGUAGAGUCAGGAGCGAUGGCUGGGCAGAGAGGAAUAUAAGGUGGGAGGAGACAGGAGCUCAGAGCAUCCAGUCUGGGGAUCUGUAGAGACAGGACCUUGCCUAUUGGGUCUGAGCAUUUGAAGAGGUAAGAACACUAGUGGCUGGCUGCUCUGCUUCUCUGAUCUUUUGGCUUUUACCCCCUAAUAUCUGACUUCAGGUUUUUAUUUAAUAGGACCAAUUAAGAAUACAUUAUACAAAUUUUCAUUUUGACUUUUAAAUUUGGUCUUAUUAUAAGCAUUUUCUUUUAUUCGUUAGAUGAUUGCAUAGAUGCUCUAUGUUAUAAUUUUAUGAUUUUUUUUUAAUUAAGCGUUAUCACUUACACUUUGCUCUUUUUAACUUGGGUGCUAAGUGUUCUGUUUAUGAGUUUCCUGCCAUAUUUUUUGUCUCCUGGGAUCUCUAAAAUCUAUCUUAUAGUGAAAGAUGAUUUUUUUAAAAUAAAAUCUUAAGAUUGAUCUAUUUUAUAUUUCAGUAUUCUAUUGAAAAACAUAUUUUCUAAGGAAAAAAUAUGAAUCUAUAAAAAAAUUUAAAUAUUUAUAGAAUGCUCAACAUUGUGUACAUUUUUUUCCUGGAAGAACACUUUGAACCGUUUUUUUCUCUAAUGCUUCCAUGAUAACAAAACUGAAUUAUGUACAUUGUAUAUUUGCUAUAUGGUUUUGAGUUUGAGGCAGGGGAUUACAGAUCAAGUGGGAGAGUGUAUGCUUAGUUUGCUAAGAGGCCCUGACUUCCAUCAUCAGCAACACACACACAUACACACACAAAUAAAAAUCUUUAAAAUUUUUAUGUAGGUACAUACUGCAAAUUUUAUCUUUGUCUAGUUAUGAGGGAUUUUUUUAUGCUUUUUGAGUGACAUUUGUGAUAGGUUCUAAAAGAUAAGUAGGAGUUGACUGAAGGUGAGUGGGUUGUGGCAGAUUUUUCAGAACUGAGUCAGGAACAUAUGUAAAAGCCAAAAAUGAGGAAGAGCACGAAACAUUGGCAUAUGAAGGACUUACUGAGCUGUGGCUGAGAUGAGGGAGCACUGAGGCGGAGGGCAUGGGAUGCCGUCCAUCACUGAGGCGGAGGGCAUGGGAUGCCGUCCAUCACUGAGGCGGAGGGCAUGGGAUGCCGUCCAUCACUGAGGCGGAGGGCAUGGGAUGGAGGGUGUGGGAUGCCGUCCAUCACUGAGGCGGAGGGCAUGGGAUGCCGUUCAUCACUGAGGCAGAGGGCAUGGGAUGCCCUCCAUCACUGAGGUGGAGGGCAUGGGAUGGAAGGUAUGGGAUGCUGUCCAUGGAUGUGGACUGUCGGCCAGAUCAUCGAGACCUGGUCCAGCGCUUUCGGAUGUUAGUCUUUCAGAACAGUGGAAAGAUUAAAGGUUGUAAUCAUAAUUUGCUUAGAAAGUUUUCUUUUACUUUCAUUUUUGUGUGUAUAGAUAUUUUCCCUGCGUAUUUGUCUGUGUGCCAUGUGUAUGCAGAGUCCAUCGAGGCAUUGGAUUCCCCCACAGGACUAAAAUUUCAGACAACUGUGAGCUGUCCCUUGUGGGUGCUGAGAGCUGAACCCAGGUUCUCUGUAAGAGCAGCCAGUUCUUUUAACCCCUGAACCAUUUCUUCAGCCUCAAGAAUGAUAGUUCAUUUAUUUGAGGCAAGGUCUUGUGUUUGUUGUUGUUGUUGUUGGGGUUUUUUGUUUGUUUGUUUGGUUUUGGUUUUUUGAGACCGGGUUUCUCUGUAGCUUUGGAGCCUGAUCUGGAACUAGCUCUUGUAGACCAGGCUGGUCUUGAACUGCCUGCCUCUGCCUCCUGAGUGCUGGGAUUAAAGGCCUGCACACCACUGCCCGGCCCAAGGUCUUGCGUCUUACAGGUGGGCUCCGAUUUGCUACCGAACUGAGGAUGACCUUUCACUUCUGGUCCCCUCUCCAUCAGCUCCCAAGUGUUGCAGUUAACAGGCAUAGACACCAAGGCUGGUUUAUGUCGUUGGUGCUGGCUUUCACGCAUGCUCUGCAGGCACGCUAGCAGCUGGGCUAUAUCCCUAACCUUCAGACCGUUGUCUUAAUGAUUCAGUCUGUUUGUAUUGCCUUGACUGAGUUGGGAGGAAAAACAAGGCAAGUAAGGAGGUUAGGUCCAGGCUUCAGGUGGUGAAGCCAGGUUUAGUUGAUGCAGUAAAGAUGGAAAGAAGGGGAAGCUAGAGACUUCAGAACACCUACUGUUCUGUCCAAGAACCAAGCACAAACAUCAGGUAACUCACAGCAGCCUGUAACUGUAGCUCCAGCUCCAGGGUAUAGGACACCUUUGGCUGCUACAGGUGCCUGCAUGCACAUGCGCACACCUACACCUAAUUAAAAUAAUAUAAAUGAAUCUUAUAAAAACAGAAAUAAGUGGAUACUUUGAAAAAUAUUUAGAGAGUGGGUCUUACAAGCCAUGGCAUUGAAUUUUAUUGAAAAAGAAGAGUUUUUAGCCGGGUAGUGGUGAGGCAAACUUUAAUCCCAGCACUUGGGAGGCACAGACAUGCAAAUCUCAGUGAAUUGGAGGCCAGCCUGGUCUACAGAGCGAGUUCCAGGACAGCCAGAGUGGUUACACAGAGAAACUCUGUCUCAAAAAACAAAACAAGAAAGAAAUGAAGAGAUUUCAGAAUCAUCCCAAGGCUUUCAGCUUUAAUGAGAAUAAGUAUUCAUUCCUACGUUGGCCUUUUAUAUUUGAUUCUACGUAUCCUUGAGAUAUACAAGUCAAAUGGGUAUGCCAAGAGGGUAACUAGAUGGGGCUUUUGGUUACUGGUAAGAAUUUGCAGUAGGAACAGACAGCAUCGCAAAAAGGAGAGUUUAAAGUCAAACUAAGGUAUAAAGCUGGAUUUUGGAGAACAACCAUGGCGGAAGCCAUGCUGUCACUCCUGGGAAUGGCGCAUAAGUGUUUUGCAAAUGGAGCUUGUUAGACUAGAGGGCAUGGCCCUUUGGAGAGUCCCCUCCACCUGACAAGGACCUAUGGAAACAAUAGGGCAAAAUCCUGCGCUGAUCCUAGGGAACUCAUGGGCUUCAGGCCUCUGUAGCUUUCGCUAUGGUAACUCUUAGCUUUGCUUUAAUGGCCAUGAUUGUGCCUGGGUUUACUGGGAACCAAAGCUCUGGUGUGUUACAGAAACCGGUUUCUCCAGUUGCCUUGUGUCCAGAGUAAGCAGAAAGAACUCACUAAGGCUUAUUCAUUUCCAAAUCAUUGCUUAUUCAAUUCCAAAACCAGAUAAAUAUACUCCAAAGAGCUUAAGAACUCGAAAAACAGUUUCUUAAAAGAUGACCGUAAAAACUUGUAGGAACAUGAAAGGUCAGACAUUCUCUGGCACCAGGACAUGAAUGCCUAGAUAUGUUUCUAAUAUAUCAAUAAAGGAAUCUAAAACUCCCAGUUCCUUUAAAUGGAAAGUACAUGCAGAAAUUGCCAAGACGAAUAGAAAUUUAGUCCCAACAGUUAGAGUUAGGUACUAAUCAUAACUAUUUUAAGAACUUAUAAAGAAUAGAAUUAUAAAUGUAUGGCACAUAAUAAAGGUGACAUACAGAUCCCUUAGGAACUGGUAUACACCUGAAAAUGAUAUCCUAGGCAUUGCAAUACCCUCAGCUGAUUUCAUAUUGUUAAGAACUAAUCACAGAGCCAGGCAGUGGUGGCACACGCCUUUAAUCCCAGCACUUGGGAGGCAGAGGCAGGCAGAUCUCUGUGAGUUCGAGACCAGCCUGGUCUACAAGAGCUAGUUCCAGGACAGGCUCCAAAACCACAGAGAAACCCUGUCUGGAAAAACCAAGAAAAAAAAAAAACUAAUCACAGGGCUUAAAUCUUUUUAUAACCACAUGUUUGCUGCCAGCUAGGGCACAGUAUGAAUAAGACGUACCUAGCUGGAUAAAAGCAUUUGGCUUGUAUUAUAAUGAUAUGGGGUAAAAGCCAAUGAUAUCAAGAGAGUAGGAAAAAAGAAGAGAAACUAAAAUGAAUAAAUGUUGAUGGUUCUUGGAAAACGAUUAAAGAGAAAUGAUUUGAAGCUGCUCAUGUUUGAAUGCAUUAGAACUUGUAUAAAAAAAUAGAGAUGGGUUGCCGGGCGGUGGUGGCGCACGCCUUUAAUCCCAGCACUUGGGAGGCAGAGGCAGACGGAUCUCUGUGAGUUCGAGGCCAGCCUGGUCUACAAGAGCUAGUUCCAGAACAGGAACCACAAAGCUAUGGAGAAAUCCUGUCUCGAAAAUCAAAAAAAAAAAAUGAGAUGGCCACAGCUAGUUGGGGCCAUGAGUUUGAAAGACAGUCCGUCAUUGAAUUCACACAUCUAUCCUCUAGCACAAGAACCCCGCUGGAGCUGGACUCUGGCACAAGAACCCCGCUGGAGCUGGACUCUGGCACAACCACAUUUAAAAGCUGGCUGGAGGGUGGGCCAAGAAAAGAGAUGUGGUCAGAGAGAGAAGCGAGCAACCGGAGCACACUGUCAAAGGAACUAAAGAAGACUCCAACAUGCGUGCUAAAUAAGAACAAAUGAUGCUGAGAGUUCCAUACGGCAAAUAUGUACCGAAGGCAGCUGGGCUUCACGGAGGAUAUGCUGACCUUGGGAAGAUCAGUUUGGUAGACGAGUGGUGGGAGAAGCCAGAUUUGUUUAUUAAAUGCUAUGUGAUUUGCCGAGUUACAGUUAAGGCAAUAAUAUGUAUCUAUUUGGGGGUGAGUAAGCCAGUGUAUUAUAUACAAGGUUGAUAUUACACUUUCUACAAUUCAAAUGAAUAAACUAAAUUCUAGAAUUACCAGUGCCCCAUAAUUAUUAAGUAUUCAAAGUUGAGAGGGUUGUACCAGUCCUCAACAAAAUACCUAUUCAUUAAAUAAAAAUAACUACCAGGCAAAGAAUAAUUGCUUCACUGAUUUUUUUACUAAUAUUUUUCACAAAAGUGGAGACAAAAAUAUAUGGGCUUAUUUGUCUUUUUGUUUGUUU
Molecule: messenger RNA, 6808 nt
Organism: Microtus oregoni (creeping vole)
Lineage: Eukaryota; Metazoa; Chordata; Mammalia; Rodentia; Cricetidae
Gene: Dusp19
Product: dual specificity phosphatase 19
Exons: 4
Coding region: 135-764 (209 amino acids)
Biological process (GO): protein dephosphorylation; regulation of MAP kinase activity
Cellular component (GO): cytoplasm
Molecular function (GO): JUN kinase phosphatase activity
Source: RefSeq, a predicted model, not a curated record